This is a messenger RNA of Capsella rubella, 1009 nucleotides long. RefSeq names its product VQ motif-containing protein 22. The coding region runs from base 142 to 729 and encodes 195 amino acids. NCBI's taxonomy places the organism in Eukaryota, Viridiplantae, Streptophyta, Magnoliopsida, Brassicales, Brassicaceae. The transcript has a single exon. The record is from RefSeq and is a predicted model, not a curated record.
AUUGAUUUAGAAUAGUCUUUUCUUUGACUGAGUCUUAAUCAAAACACAAAUCAAAAUAAAUAUAUAAAGAACUUAAACGAAGGCAAAUGCUUUUUUCUUUCUUACAAAUCUCAUCGAGAGUCUUGUCUUUAGACAUAAAAAAUGGCUAACCCCAACGAGUGGUCUCAGUUCUACAACACCAACCAAACCUAUUUCACAACUUCCACCACCGCUUCAACCGCUGUCACAACCACCACCACGACCGGUGACACAACCUCUAUAGACUCUCGUCUAAGUCCAGAAACUGGCCGUGUAACCAAGCCAACACGUAGAAGAUCCAGAGCCUCACGUAGAACACCAACAACGCUUCUCAACACCGACACUUCAAACUUCCGUGCCAUGGUUCAGCAAUACACUGGUGGUCCAUCAGCUAUGGCUUUUGGGUCUGGUAACACUACUUCUGGUUUCAGCCUCACUUCUUCCUCUGAUCCAUCCGCUGGAUCUUCUCAACAUGUUCCUUGGCAAUAUAAUUUCCAGCCUCACGCGCCGCUGCAGCAGCCUCAACGGCCUUAUAUGUUUUCUUUGAACAACGUGAACCCCGUGGUCGGGUAUAGUAGUAAUAACAUGAACAACCCUAACACGGUUGUUUCGGGUAUGUUUGGGACGGUGGAUGGUUCUGUUGGAGGAGGCUCAGCUCCGUCGUCUAAGGAGGUUACGAAUAGUAACACUUCUUCUUCGAGGUUGCAAUGAGAAAACGAUUUGAUUCUUUUUGAACUUUUUUUUUUCUUUUGUUUUUGUUUUUGGGUUUUCGCAUAAAGGCAGAAAUGUUAGGUACUGACUUUCUUUGUCAUAGAAUGAAAACUUUGACUUUUUUUUUUGUAUAUUUACGUUUUUUUUCUUCUUUUAAAUUUGAGAUUUAUCUUUCUCUUUAGGAUUUUAGUAUAAGUUUAUGGGCGUUAUCAUGGACCUAAAAUAAUAAAUAUUCAAUUCGGAAGUUAGUUGCAUACUUGCAAGUAUGCUUCGAUCCAAA